Aethalodelphis obliquidens (Pacific white-sided dolphin) is the source of this 15575-nucleotide messenger RNA. It is a transcript of the gene SPATA31H1, whose product is annotated as SPATA31 subfamily H member 1. Bases 4747 to 15429 code for a protein of 3560 amino acids. NCBI's taxonomy places the organism in Eukaryota, Metazoa, Chordata, Mammalia, Artiodactyla, Delphinidae. The transcript has 16 exons. The record is from RefSeq and is a predicted model, not a curated record.
CAGCCGCAGUGAGGUCUAGGGCGGGACCCCACGCGCGCAGAGGGCUUGAUGAAUUCUCUCCUCGACCAAUCCCAUCGUGGCAUGCAAACCCAAACUCCAGCCACGCCCACAAGCCUUCCGCAAUCUCCGGGGUCCUACGUAAUCGUAGUCUCUCUAGCUGUUCGAUCUCCCUAUCUCCAUCCCAUGCUACUACAUACCCUGUGACACUCCUAUCCCCAGAAAUGAUGAUGUAUCCAGAGUCUUCGGAAGCAGUGCUUCGGAAGCAGUGGUCAGAGAGAGUUGUCUGGGUAUGAGGCAGCCCUGCCCAUCAUAGAGAAGUCAAACCCACUGACCCGGGAUCUGGACAAAGCAGAUGCCGAGCAGAUUGUUCGAUUGCUGGGGCAACGUGAUGCUGAGAUCUUCCAGGAGGAGGGACAAAUCAGGCCCACAUGCCAGUGAGUCACCUCUGACCACCAUGGUAUAAGCGGCUGGAAAAGUCCAGGAAGUGCCAAAGGAGCCUGAGGGGGGCGCUGGUGGGGCUGAGUGGAGGGAUACCUCUGGCAGGAUGGCAUUCCUCUUGUCGGUGAGUACCUUGAUCGCCGGUUUUGCUCUCCGCCUUCUUGGAGUGAACCUCAGGACCAUAAAGCUCUUCAUAGCUAAGCUCCUAGGUGGACCGCCUCCAGCUCCGGCUCUCUUUCUUCUCCAAAAGCUAGAUCUCAACAUGGAGUCCCAUUUCUUCUGAGCCCAUCUGAGCCCCACCAGUCUAUUGCCAAUGUCUGUACAUCCCACACACCCCUAAUCCAUCAUCUCCAAGCAGCAUAUUUAAGAGUCAGAUUCCAAGCAGUGCUGGCUUAAGCACUGACCUAAGAGAAUCAUUAUACAGCCUCUACCCUCAAGGUGUUGAAAAUCCAAGAUAAUUGUUCCUUCCCUGUCAUUACUACUCCAUGUUCUCUCCGACUUGGCAGGUCUCCUUUAACCAGCUGAUGAAAGGUCUAGGACAGAAACCUCUUUACACCUACCUCGUUGCAGGAGGUGACAGGUAAGCCAGGCUGGCCUAUGAAUAUUUUGUUUGGCCUAACUAGUGUCUUUUAGAAACUGAAUUUGAAUGCUUUCAGGUGGAGAUGGUGUCCAGUUUGCUCUCCACUUGACGUACGUAUGUUGCCUGACUAGCCCUCAUAGGCAUUGAAGUUUUUCAACCCUACAGAGUGUUUAUCAUGGUGCCCAACAAAUAGUAGGUGCCCAUUCAGUGACAGUUUUCUCUUCAUUUCCUUCUCUCAAAGCAGCCCUAAUAAACCAUAGGUUUCUGCUUCCCAAGCAGUGCCACUGACCUUGACUCUGUCCUCUUAGGUCUGUGAUGGCCUCUAGGGAGGGGAUGGAAGAUAGUGCCCUGGAUGGGAUCGAGGAACUGAAGAAGUCUGUGUUUUCCACUGACACUCAACCAUAGACCUCUGUCUGUUCCUUCUCGUGGGGACAUCAAAGCCCCAGCAUCCAGCCAAAGCCCAUCCCCUGCCUCCUCCGUGCCCCCCCAACUCCCUUCCAGCCACCCCCCACCUCAUCCUGGCCCUGACAUCCCCACACAAUAUGUUUAUACCCUAGAAUCCUCUUGGUGGCACCACCUCACCCAUCCUCCUCUCCUAGGUGGCUGCUGGGAAGAAGAGGGUGAUUGUCAUCGGCAUUUCAGCGGGACUCUCUGCUCCCUCUGUGGCAGCCCAGAUGGACUACUGCAUGGAUAACCCAGCGGUCUUUUUGCCAGUCCUGAUUGGUUUCAACCCAGUGAGCAUGGCCAGAAAGAAUUGAAGGCAGCUUAUAAAGGUUACAUAAAAUAUAAGAAAGCAUACAUUUAAAAUGGAAUGAAGAGGCAAGGAAAACGUGGGUCAGAGGAUAGAAUGGGCUCAAGAAAAUGCAUACCACAAAGAUCUGUGCUUUCAUCUGAGAAAUGACCCCAUUGAAGACUGGAGUUCGACAUUUCGACAAAUAGCAGAGCAGAUGCAGAAACUGCCGGAGAAAACGGAAAGCUUUUGUGCUCAAUCCUGCAACUGGGUUUCUCCUGGGUGUCAUCACUCUGCAGCUUGAGGGCCUCAGUGGCUCCUCCCAGAUGAAGGGUGGAAGUGCCACCAAGAUCCUGCUGGAAACCCUGUUACUGGCAGCUCACAAGACUGCGGACCGGAGCAUCGCAGCAUCUCCGAGGUAGGGAGGAUCUGGACCAGAGAGAGAUCAGAGUCAGGCAGUGGGUGGGAGGGUGCAGGCAGGGGAAUGGCAGAUCCAGAUCUGGAGGGUACGCUGGUAGCAGCAAGACUGCAGCCCUGCCGUUCCUUCCCUGGGAAAGGAACUGGCCGGGGGAUGCCACUGUUCCCAUCACACAGUCACAAAGUCUGGCUUGUUUCCAAUGGACCCUGGGUUCCUCAGGUCCAGACCUGAUCCCUGUGCACACCUGGGACAUCCAAAGCUAACCUAGCUUCCUAGAGUCUUUGAUGUGGGGAUGGUCCAGGCCAUGCAGGGUAGAGGUCAUCCUGCUGUGGGCCUGCCUCCCUCACCAGGGUCUCUCGCCUAGCUUCCACGUCGCUCACUUACCGCCUCGUCAACUCUCUGAUCCCACCCUCCUCCCAGUGCUCUGGAUGCCCUAUUCUUCUCUCUGCUCUUUAGUCUUCUUCCCGCUGAAGCCCACUUUGCCCCUGUUGAAUGCAGUCUGGCUCUGCUUAUCGCUCCCCCACGAGGGACCAGCAGAACUUAGUUUCAAGGGAAUUGCACCUUCCCCAGGGUGGGAGGGACUCAGGCUUUCUGAGGGGGCACUGGGCCUGCCCUGGGAGCUGGUGGACUUUCUCCCAGAUGCCUUCUGGAAAUCCUGCGGACAUUUGAGUGGGCUCAUCAGGUGACCUAGAGUCAAAGCCCCAAGAUCACCACCCUGAUGAAGCAAGUCAGCACCAGGUGUGUAGAUGUGUAUUUGGAGGGGGGAAGCGGCCUGGAUGGGGAAUGUCAUGAGAGCAGGGGAGACUCUACGAGACAUGAUAACAUGGGGAGGGUAGCGGGUCUGCGUGUUGGAGGGUCAGGGUAGGCUUUUGGUUCGUUUACUCCUGUGUUCUUCUGCGUGUGUCUUUCUCUGAUCUCUGGAUUUUCUUCACUGUGAUCUCUCAUGUCCUGACCUCUGACCCAUUCUCAGCCUGGAGAAAAAAGGCUGAGUAUACCUGGUUGGCUGGCAGACCCUGGGCAUCAUUGCCAUCAUGGAUGGAGUAGAGUGCAUCCACACCUUUGGUGCUGGUGGGACCCCGGUGUUGACUUACUUCCCGAUUCCUCCUGAUCCAAACCAACUGGUCUGCUCUCCAAAUUCUUUCCUACUCCCAACCCAUGGAGGCUCCUCAUUCAGUGUCCAUCCUGCCCUAUCUAGAUAGGCAUUUCAGUCAAAUGCUCCUUCCUUUGAACCUCACUCAGUCCUUGAUCCUUCAGCUCCCAGCCCCAUGCUUAGCUAUGGCCUCCCAAGUGUGUUACUGCUUACCCUGCACCCCACUUGCCACUUUCCUCCCAGCCCCACUGACACCUCCCCAAACCUAGAACCUUCCUCUCCUUUGAAGCCCAUCACUCCUCUCUCCCUGUCCUUAACCUUCCCAGAUUUCCAAGAUGUCCAUGGCUUUCUCAUUGGUGAUCACAGUGACAUGUUUAACCAGAAGGCUGAGCUCAACCAGAAACUGACACCGUGGUCUUCAUUUUGACCCUGGAUGACAACCUCAAGGAGGUGCAGAUGCUGGUGGAGCAGGUGAAAGAGAAGACCUCCAACAUCCAGGCCUUGGCACACAGCACUGUAGGGCAAUCCCUGCCGGAGAGGGUCCAGCCUUGAGGAGGGGACCCGGGGCAGCAGUUACAGCCAGUGCUUCCUGUAACUUCCAUCGCGGUUCCUGCUCCUCUCUCUCUCCAGACCCCUCUGAAGAAGCUCUUUCCCUCCAUCAUCAGCAUCACAUGGCCACUGCUUUUCUUCGAAUAUGAUGGGAACUUCAUCCAGCGGUUCUAGGGACAGCCCAAGUCUCGAUGCAUCGAGAGCCUCCUCCAGGCGAUCCACGUCCCUCAGCCACUGUCGGAUGAUAUUCGAGCAGCUCCCAUCUCCUUCCACGUCCAGGUUGCACAAGAGAAGGAACAGACUUCAAAGCAGCAUAAAUUGAAAAAGAUCCAGAAAUUCACAGGUCAGAAAGAUCCUAUUCUUCAGUUCAAAGCUAACGACAAAUCAACUAUGGGGUCUGUUUUAAGACACUAACCUUUAAUAGCAGGUGGAAGGAAAAAGGUUGAAACGACUAUGUAAAUGAAAGAAAUAGCCCUACUCUUUCUAGCAUCUCCACUUCCAAAGAAAUGUAAAUGGCUCCAUAAUUCUUUCCAUGCUUCCUAUCCUCAUGCUUUCCUAAUCUCUUUUUGUGCAAAGCUCAAAGUAUCAGGAAAGAAACAUGGUGAGACUGAAGAACAAAGGAGGGGUAACUACCAAGAGUUUGAUGCGGGAAGUUUUGGUACCUUUUUUCUCUAGCAUAGACACUGGAUAAUACAUAUCUUUUCCUCCAAAGAUAUGUAUUCCUCUGUUUACCCCACUCCAUCUCCCUAUCAUGAUUAUACCUGCUCUUUCCAAUGGCUUACAUCUACUACAUGCUGAAGACAGCAUCCUACAGCUUAAAAAAAACAAACAAAAUGAGAGCUAGGUUAAAUCUGAGCUCCACCACUAAUAAGCUUUAUGAUCUUAGGCAUGGCUUUGUCUUUGUUUCCUUAUUUGCAAAAUGAAGGGGUUGAACUAAGGUGAUGUCAACAGUCAUAAUGCUAAUAGAUUCUUUACCUCUACUCCCAGAUCCACAGUGGGAAGAAAAUCUCAGGAUGGGUUGCAUUGAAGCUAACCUAACAUGCUUUUCAGAUCUCCCUACGGGCUGGUCCCAGGAAUGUGUAUGCUGGUCAACGGACAGGAGUCUUCAACAGGUCGUCCAACACCUGGAAAGUGCAAGAUCAAGUCUUAUGGAAUUGGGUUUGCCUGAACCACAGGAUACGAUUUCUUCUUCCACCUCCUCUGCUUCUGUGGCUCAGGGGCCUGGUCUACCCUGUUGUGACUGUAAGAAGGCAAAACAUUCUUCUGACAGUAGCAUCUCCUCUGGAUCAUCCUACAGCUCCAGCCUGUCUCACCUUCCUGUCUUUUCUGAAGGAACAACUUGGCGACUCCGGAGCCACAGUUUACCUAUUUUACCCCCAAAUCAACCUCCUGUGUUCAGGAACCAAGGCACACCCCUGCCUUCCUUUGGGCUCUCAGAGCUUUUCCGGAAAUCAAAGCCUUUUCAGAAUUUGGCAGCUCUUUCAUCCUUAAGUCCUCAAAGCACUUUUAUCAACUCUCUUUUUGAAUCCCCAAAUCUCUACAAACAAGAAGAGAAAACAAAGGAUGAGAGAAGGAGCAAGAGUCAUUUGACAACAGAUCAUAGGCCAAGUGCUAUUUUCAAAGAGAGACCACUAUUGUCAGGGUCAGCUCCAAUCCAGCUCUCUCCUUUGGCUAGGCGGGAGUUAGAGGGACAUAUGGCUUGGAAGGUUUCUACUUUGCGGGAACAAACAGUGCCUCUGCCUGUGAGGGAAUCAUGGGCAAUGCUGAAUUAUUUAACUGAGGUACAAGGAGGAGUUCCUGAACCACAGAAACCCCAAAUCCACUUAUCUAUGCCCAUUCAUCAAAGCACUGAGCAGGAUAUCAAUAAUGAAUCCCCAGACCUUCCAGCAUUUCAGCUCCACGUGAACGUUGGAGCGGAAUCUGGAUUAAGCAGAACAGAAACAAAAAUUUCACAGACUCUUAUCCCAGGUAAGCAGUCACAACCUGGGGAUGGCCCCCAAAUCCUUGGAUCCAGGCCCUUAAUGACAUCAAUGGGCACUCCACCUCCCAAAAGUUUAGGAGUUGACAUAGCUCAAGAGGAAACAACUUUACUGCAGAAGGACCCAAAACGUGUGUUAGAGCUUAGUGUAGAGCAGAGGGUCAUAGAUCUUCCAGAAAAAAGGAUACAGCAGCAUGAGACCCAAGUGACUAAUGUGGAGCUGACCCCACAGCUACCAUAUCAAGUCAGAGAUAGCAUAAAGGUUACUCCACUGGCAUUACUUCAAGUCAUGGAUUCAAUGGGGUUAAUUCCAGAAUCACAUUCAGAAGUGAUAGAAUCUGUAGGUUUGUUACCACGGCCACCAAAUGAAGUCGUGAAACCAAUGGAAGCCACGGAAAGAGUGAGUGUAAGCCCAAACCCAUCAUAUCAAGUCAUUAAAUCAGUGGAGGUAACACCAAGAUCUCAGCAGCAAGUUAUGGAAUCAAGGAAGAUGACCUCAAGACAGCAGAAUCAAGUCAUAGUCAAUGUGAAGGUAACUCCUAUAGCAUUGCUUCAAGUCAUGGAUUCUAUGGGGAUGAUUAAAAAAUCACAUCCACCUAUCAUACAGUCAAAGGGAAUGACCCCAAGGAUGCAAUAUCAAGUCAAGGAGUCAGUGAAAAGGACCACAUUGUUGGACCAUGAAGUCAUACAACCAGGAAAGAUGAGUCCAAGGCUACAACAUGCAGUCAUGGAAACUGUGGAAAUGACCCCAGGGCCACAGCAUAAAGUUAUGGAAUCGGUGGACGUAACAUCAAGGCCACAAAGUCAAGUCAUAGAACCACUGAAGAUUACUCCAAGGCCAAUAUGUCAAAAUACAAAAUCACCUGAAAUGAUCACCAGGCCAUUGCAUCCAGUGAUGGAUUACCUUGAAGUAACUCCAGUGACACUAUUACAAGCUAUGGAUUUCAUGGGGAUAAUUCCACCAACCCAGUCACAUGUUAUAGAAUCUGGGGGUUUGACUCCAGACACACAGUCUCAAAUUGCAAAUUUGACCCCAAGGGCAACUCAAUCAGAUGGUUUGACUUCUUCUAGCUCUCCUACUACUAUUGGUCCAUGUGGAGUGGUAGAAUCUGUGGGCUUACCUCCAAAGCUACCACUUAAAAUCAUGGAAUUGGUAGGAUUGAUUCCAAUGCCAUCACAACAAUCCAUACAUUCUCUAAAGGUAACUCCAACAGCACUGGGGUCACCCAUGGGAAUGAUCAUAGCACCACAGUCACAAGUUGUAGAAACUCAGGAUUUGACCCCAAGGCUAAUAUCUCAAGCCAAGGAAUCUCUGGAGUCAACUCCUGAGUCAUGCAUUCAAGUGCUAGACUCUGAGGGGAUGACUCCACAACCACAUCAUCAAAGCAUAGAAUCUAUAUCAUUAACCCCAGGACCACCUCAUCAAGUCAUGGAGUCUUCAAGGUUGACUCCAAGGCAUCAAAUUCUGGAGUAUUCAGAGAUGAGUCCAAGGCAAAGCCAUCACAUCACAGAAACUAUGGGUUUGACAUCUGACACCUGGCUACAAAUGGAGAAAUCUGUAGAGGUGACACAGUCACACCAUCAAAUGAUGGAAUCUUUAGGGACAAUCCCAAGGUCACUGGGUCAAGGUACAGAAUCUAUGGGAAUGAGCCAAAAGCCACUGCCUCAAGUCACAGAAUCUACAGAAAUGCUACAAGAAAUGCUACAAGAUUCAUCACUGCUUCAAGAUGUGAAGUAUAUGGGGAUGAAGCCAAUGCCACAAUUUAAUGUUAUGGAUUCUAUGAAGUUAUCCCCAGGAUUGCAAAAUUUGAAAUCUGGGAAACUGAUCUUGGGACCAGAGUUGCAAAAUGCAAAAUCUAUAGACAUAACCACAGGUUCAAUUCCACAAAUGGUAAAAUAUGGACAGCUGAUCCCAACUGUGAGCUCUAUAGAAUUGGCCCCAGAACUACAACUGCAGAGUAUAAAACCUGAUGAGUUGGCCUCCACACCACAGCUGCAAAGUGAGAAAUCUGUGCAGUCAGCCCCAGGGUCUCAGCUUCAUGGUGUGAAAUCUAUCCAAUUGACCCUGGGACCACAACAACAAAAUGAAAAAUCUGCUGAGUUAGUCCCAGCACCACAGUUGCAAAGUAGGGAAUCUAUAGACUUGGUCCCCAGUUCACAGUUGCAAGGUAUGGAAUAUGUUCAUUUGGCCCUACCAUCAGAGUUUCCAGGUAUAAAUACUGUGGAAUUGACUCUAAGACCAGUACAAGAAGAUAUGAAAUCUGUGGAGUUUGCCCCAAAGCCAUGGUUACAAGAUAUAAGAUCUGAGGAGACAGCUCCAGUAUCAUUGCUUGAAGAUGUGAAAACUCCUCAAAUGGUAGAAAGUAGGAGGUUGAUUCCUGAGACACAGGUAGAAGAUAUGAAAUAUGAGGAACUGAUCCCAGGGGCACACAUUCAAGCAGUAAAAUCUGUAGAAUUGAACCUCAAACCGAAUCAUCAAGUCACAGAACCUAAAGGAUUGACCCCAUGGCAUCAAGCUUCAGAAUCUUUAAGGAUGAUCUCAGAGCCAGGAUAUCCAGAAACAGAAGCAAAGUUUACCUCUGACACUUGUCACCAUGCAAAAGAAUCUAGGGGGUUGAUACAAUCAUCUUUAGGAAAUACUCCAGGGCCACUGAGCCAAGCUUUAGAAUUUAUGCAGAUGAACUCAAUGUCAUUCCAAGGUACUCUUGAGCCAAUGUUCCAAAGUGUAAAAGCCAUGGGAGAUACUCCAGUGUCACAGCACACAAUACAAGAAUCUUUAGAGUUGGUACCAGGAUCAGAGAUGCAAGGUAUGAAAUCAAAGAUGUUGACCCCAGAGUCCCAAGGUAUGAAGUUUGUUCAUCUGAAUCUAGGACCAUAUUCAGAAGUUAUGAACUAUGAGGAGUUGAUCUUGGAACCACAAUUUCAAAAUGUGAAAUCUGUUCCAUUGACCUCAGAACCACAGUCCAAAAGUAUAAAACCUGAGGAGUUGACUCUAGGGCCAUUAAUGCAUGAUAAUAAUUUUGUGGAUUUACACGUGCCACUGGAAGAAUCUAGUAGGUUAAUUCCUGAGACACAGUUACAGCAUGUUGAAUCAAGGAAAGUGACCAUGGAACCACAUUUACAAGGAUUGAAAUCUGUGGGUCUAACUUCCAGACCAAGGCAUCAAGACACAGAGCCUGCAGAGUUAGCUGCUGAGAUCUUCCCACAAGAAGAAGAAUCUGUGAAACUGAUCCCACAGCUAGUCUUGAAAACUGCUGGGGUGGUGCCUAGGCCACAUUUUCAAAAAUUUUCAGAGAUGACUCUAGGUCAAGGCUAUCAAGAUACAGAAACUGUGAGGCUGACUUCUGAGGCUUUGCCCCAAGUAGCAUUAACACAAAAACCAAUAGGUCAAGUUAGAGAAUCUACAGGAAUGACUCCCCUAAGGCCACAUCUUCAAGUUACAGAGUCAUCAGGGAUACCCCUAAGGUCAGAAUAUGAAAACACAGAAACUGUGGGGUUGGCAACAUUUCCAGUUGAAAACAUCCAGGAGGUAAUACUAGUACUACCAUAUUCAGAAAAAGGAUCUCUGGAGUUGACUUUAGGACCAGGGAUGCAAUGUGAGAUAUCAGAGCCACUACUGCAAAAUUUGAAAUAUGUGAAGUUAACCUCUGAGUCAUCCCUAUUAGUGGUAGGAUCUAAACAGUUUAUUACAGGACCAAAACCACAUGUUAUGGAGUUGACCCCAGAGCCACAGCUCCAGGCAGUAAAGUCUAGGCAGUUGGAGCCAGAGCCAAAAUUACAAGAUGUGAAAUAUGUUAAUUUAAUUCAACAGUCAACUACUACCAGAGUGGUAGAAUCAGAGAAGCCAAUACAAGAGCCAGUGCUACAAAGCAUGAUAUCAGAGGAAUUGACUAAGGAGGCACAGCUCCAAGGGCCACAGCUGCAUAGUGUAAGAUUUUCAGAGUUAUCUCCAGAGCUGCCACUUCAAGGAGAAAGACCUAUAGAUUUAAUCUCAGGGUCUCCACAUCAUGGUGUGAAAUCUGAUGAUUUGACCCCAGGUUCCCCAGUGCAAGAAAUAAAAUUGUCAGAUUUUAUCCCAGGACCAAAACAUCAAAGUGUUGUAUCUGUACAGUUGACUGCAGAAUCACAACCUCAAAGUAUGAAAUUUAUGGAACUAAACACAGGACCAUGCUUGCAAUGUAUCAGAUUUUCUGAUUUGACCCCAGAACCAAAGCAUCAAGGUUUCCAACAUGUGCAGUUUAUACCAGGAACACAGCUUCAAGACAUAAAGUCUGUAGGAUUUGUAACAGAGUCAUCUUUGCAGUCAAGUCAAGGGCUCCCAGCUGAAAAUAUGAAAUCUGUUCUGUCUACUGAAGGAUCACAGUUUCACAGCUUGAAAUCUGUCAAACGGACCUCAAAACUACAAUUUCAAGAUGUGAAAUCUGAGGAACUGAACCUAGGGCCAAGGCAGCAAGAUGUCAAAUUUUCUGAAUUGACUUCAGGGCCAAAGCUUCAAGGUGUCAAAUCUGGGGAGCAAACCCCAGGACCACUGUUUCAUAGUGUGACUUCUGUGGAGACAACUCUAGAGUUAGGGCUUCAAGAUUCUAAAUCAGCAAAGAUGUCUCCAGGGCUUCAAGGUGUGAAACAGGUGGAGCCACGGCUACAAGAUGUCAAAUUUUGUGAACUGAGAUCAGGAACUCAAACUCAAGGUGUGAAAUCUUCAGAGUUAAACUCAGGGCAACAACAACAAUAUGUGAAGUUUUUUGAGUUCACUCCAGAGCCAAAGAUGCAAGGAGUAAAAUCUAUGAAGUUGACCCCAGGACCUGAGCAGCAAGGCGUUAAGCCUGAGAUGUUAGUACCAGAGCCACUGUUUCAAGGUGUAAAAUGUGUGGCAGUAGACCAAAUGUCAAGCUUUGAAGGUGACACUUCAUAUAAAUUAGUCUCAGAGCCACAGAUACCAGAUGCAAAAUCUAUGGAGUUGACUCCUAGACCGCAGUUGCCAAGUGAAAUCUAUUCUGAGUUGACCAGAAGACCAUGGUUACAAGUUGUGAAAUCUUCUGAAUUGAUCCAAAGACCACAGUUGCAAGAUGUAAAACCUGUAGAGUGGACCCCAAUCUCAAAGCUUCAAGGUUUACAGUCUGAGGCGCUAACGCCAGAGCCACAGCUGGAAGAUACGAAAUCUGUGGAGUUAACACCAGGGCCACAUUUGGGAAGUAUGAAAUCUAUGCAGUUAACAUCAAAGCCACAACUGGGAAAUGUCAAAUCUACAGUGUUGACCCUUGGGCCACAGGUGCGAGAUGUGAAACCGGUAGAGAUGACCCCAGGCUCAAAACUUCAUGAUUUGAAAACUGAGUUGUUAAUCUCAGAGUCAGAGUUGAAAGAUCUGAACUCUGUGGCCUUAACUCCAGGACAAUGUCCAAGAGGUAUGAAAUCUACGUUGCUAACCCCAAGUCCACAGCUGGAAGUUAAGAAAUCUGUGGAGAUAACAUCAGGGCCACAGAUAGAAGAUGUCAAAUUUUGUGAACUGACAUCAGGAACUCAAACUCAAGGUGUGAAAUCUUCAGAGUUAAACUCAGGGCAACAACAACAAUAUGUGAAUUUUUUUGAGUUCACUCCAGAGCCAAAGAUGCAAGGAGUAAAAUCUAUGAAGUUGACCCCAAAUCUUGAGUCACAAUCUCAAGGUGUCAAAUCUGUAAAGUUGAAAUCUUCAAUACAGUUAAGAGAUGUGAAGUCAUCUGAAUUGCCUCUGGGGCCAAAAAUUCAAGGUGCAACAUAUAUGAAUUUCAACCUUGGGCCACAGUUGCAGAGUGUGGAAACUCCUGAGUUAUCCCCAGGACCACAGCUGCAAGAAGGAAAAUUUUUGGCAUCAACCUCAGAGCCACAGCUUCAAGGUAGGAAAACUGUGGAGUUACACAAAAAGCCACAGCUUGAAAGUAUGCGAGCUGUUCAGUGGAUGCCUGCACUGGUGUUUCAAGGUGUGAAAUCUCUGCUAAAUCUUGGGUUGCAAUCUCAAUGUGUCAAACCAGCAGAGUUGAAACCUUUGAUACAAUUAAGAGAUAAGAAGCCAUCGGUAUUGACUCCAAGGCCAAAGCUCCAAGGUAUACAAUCUCUGGCAUCACUCCAAGAACCUCAGCCUCAAGGUCUCAAUUUGAAACCUUGUCUACAGUUUAGAAGUAAGAAAUCAUGUGACCUGACUUCCAAGUCAGAGCUCUGUGAUGUAAAACCCAUGAUGUUCAAAUCUAGGCCUCACUUGCAUGAUGGAAAAUCUCCUAAGUUGAUCCCAGGACCAUGGUUUCAAGAAGUGAAACCAUUACCGUCAUCCCCAGGAACACAGCUUCAAGGUGUGAAGUCUGUAUUGCUUACACAAGAGCCACAGUUUCCUGAGGUGAAAUCUGGGGUAUUAAACCAAGAGUCACAAUUACAAAGUGAUGAAACUAUAGAGUUGAACUCCCUACUACACUUGAAAAGUAUGAAGUCAUCUGAGUUGACUCUUCAGACAGAGCUUCAAGGUGUGAAAUCUGAGGAUUUCAACAGUGGGCCACAGUGGCAAGGCCCAAAAUCUUCUAAGUCACCACUUGAGACAAAGUCCCAAGAUAAGAAAUUUACUGAGUUAAUCUCUGACUCACAGUUGCAAGGUACAACAUUUUCUAAAUUGACUGUGGGGAAAAAGAUUCAAGGUGUCAAAUCUACAGAUUUCAACCCUGGGUCAUUGUUACAAGGUGUGAAAUAUUCUGGAUGGACCUCAAAGAUAAAGCUUCAAGAUGUAAAACAUAAAGAAUUCAGCCCCAGUCCUCAGUUGCAAGUUCUGAAAUCUUCUGAGCUGAUUCUGGGAUCAAAGCUUCAGAAUGUGAAAUUCGUGUUCAACUGUGAGCCACAAUUGCAAAGAGUGAAAUCUUCUAAAUUAAUCUCAGACUCAAAGUUUCAAGAUGUUGAAUCUGUGAAGUCCAAAUCUGGGCCACCAUUGCAAGGUGUGAAAUCUUCUGAGUUGAUACUGGGGACAAAGCUUCAAAAAGUGAAAUCAGUGGAAUUCAAGUCGAGUCCACAGUUGGAAGGUAUGAAAUCUUCCAAAUUAAUCACAGGUAUAAAGCUUCAAGAUGUAAAAUCUAUGGAAUUCAACCCUGAGGCAAAAUUGCAAGGUGCAAAAUCUUCUGAACAAAAAAAAAAAAAAAAAAAAUCUUCUGAACAUAUAAAGCUUCAACUAAUGAACUCUACUGAGGUCAACCCUGGUCUAGAAUUCAAGGUUGCAAAACCCUCUGAGUUGGCCUUGGAAUCAAAGAUUCAUAGCGGAAUAUUGUCUGAGAUCAGUGGUAGAAAGCAGUGGCAAGAUGAGAAAUCUUAUAAGUUGAAUCCAUGGCCAGAACUUCAAAGUGUAAAAGUCAUGGUGUUCAAUCCUGGGACACAUUCGCAACAUAUAAAAUCUUCAGAAUUAUGUAAAGGGACAAAGCUUCAAGAUGUGAAAUCUUUGGAAUUCAAUCCUGACCAACAGUUGCAAGAUGUGAACUCUUCUGAUUUUUGUCUGGGAACAAGGCUUCACGGUAUUCAAUAUUUUGAGUUCAAUCCUCAACCACAGUUGCAAGAGGUAAAACCUGAGUUGAGCACAGAAAUGAAGCUUCCAGAUGAGCAGUUUCUGGAAUUCAAGCAUAAGCCUAAAUUACAAGGUGGGAAAUGCUCUGAACAGAAUCCAGGGCCACAGCUUCAGUGUGUAAAUUAUAUGCCAGUCAACACUGGGUCACAGGUGCAAGGUAUAAAGUCCUCUGGGUUGAAUCCUAGUCCACAGCUUCAAGGUAGAAAAUCUAAGGUGCUCUGCAUUGGGCCUAAUUUGCAAGGUGUGAAUUCUUCUGCAUUCAUUUCAGAACCAAAACUUCAAUGUGUAAUUUCUACUGGAUGCAACCCCGGGCCACAUUUGCAAGGCACAAACACUUCUGAAUUAACUUCCAUUUCUAAACUUCAAGGUAUGAAUUCUUCUAAGUUAAAUUCUGAGAUCCCAGGAGUGGAUGUCAUAUCUAAUGAAAGGAUUAAGAGGAAACAGGUGGAGGAGUCAGGGAGCUCACUCCGGAGCCUUUCCCACCAUCCACCACAAAACUGGAGAUCACUAUCUAGGAUCUUCCAGGCAGGAUCAGGGGCUCGAAGAGGCCUUACCUGGCCUGUCCUGGGCAGGCGACAGAAUGUCUGGGAAAGUCACUCCUGGAGGCAGCGACUACCUCGAAAAUACCUCUCCAGUAUGCUAACGCUGGGCAAUGUCUUGGGGACCAGCAUGGAAAGGAAGCUUUAUUCUCAAACAUCUUUAACAGAAAGAGCCACUGCAGAUACCUGUCAAUCUAUUCAGAAUUUAUUUGGGGUUCCAGUUGAAUUGAUGGCAUUUUCCCAGAGUCUGCUUGAGAAGGGUCAAGGUACUAUUUCUCAGCCUUCAGUUGUCAAAAACUACAUUCAGAGACAUACUUCAUGCCAUGGUCAUGAGAAGAGAAUGGCCUUAAGGAUGUGGACACGUGUCUCCAUGUCCUCCAUAAUACAGCACUACUCUGGCACUAGAGUGAGAAUAAAGAAAACAAACUCAAAGCCCUGUGAUAUAUCCCAGGAAGUCACUCAGCACAUGCCUGUUUCAUGUACAGGGAGUCAGCUUUCUGCCCCAGCAAAGUCAGAGUCUUCCUUCAACGUAUUUUUUGCUAGGAGAGAUUCUGUUCCAGUGGAAGAGAGUAAGAACUCACAGAGUGAUUCACAGACAAGGAUUUUUGAGUCCCAACACUCCCUCAAGCCAAGUUAUCUUCCCCAGGCCAAGUCUGACUUCUCCGAACAGUUCCAGCUUCUACAAGAUCUGCAGCUAAAAAUAGCAGCAAAACUGUUAAGGAGUCAAAUACCCCCCAACGUACGUCCACCUUUAGCUUCAGGUCUGGUUCUAAAAUACCCUAUCUGCCUACAGUGUGGCCGAUGUUCAGGAUUUAAUUGCUGUCAUAAAUUACAGGCCACUUUUGGAACUUAUCUUCUUAUCUAUCCACAGCUUCACCUUGUAAGCACUCCUGAAGGCCGUGGAGAGAUCAGGUUGCGUCUUGGCUUUAGGUUGCAAACUAGGAAAAGACCCCAAGUCCCAGAGUUUCAUAGAAGAGGUAGACGCAUCACACCAAGGAGCCUUAGAUCAACAUCACUAAGGAAAGCUAAAGGCUAUACUCAAGCUUCCAAGAGUCCUACUUCUACAAUAGAUUUCCUGUCUGGGUCUUCCCAGUGUCCUGCUCCUAUACAAGUCCACAUCAGGCGAAGGCAAGGCAGCAGCCCUGGCCUAGUAGAAAAGACAGAAAUUAGAGAGGCUGGACACUAUGGAUUCACUGAAGUUCACUGUUUAUCAGAGAGUGACUCUGGAAGCAAUCAGGAUGAAAAGUGGGCUAAAGUGAGAACAAAAAGGACCCAUGAUUCAAAACAUCCAAUGAAAAGAAUCCCCAGGGAAGUCAGAACACAAAACACAAAGUUCUACACAAAUAGUACAGCCAUAAUACAGAGGUUCUCUAAGGAAUUACCAAGCCAGUUAAGAAGGAAGAGGAGUGGAGUGUCUCAGACAACUACCGCCUCUUCAAAAAGACAACCUAAGAAAUCUUCCCCACCACAAUUCAUUCAACUCCUUUUUCGGGGCCUAAAGCAGGCAUUCCAAACAGCACACAUGGCUUUGGUUUGUGUUUAGUUUCUUAGGACAGGGCCGAAAGUAAGCUCAUCACACGAGAUGAAUUGUGCCAAAGCACAGCAGUAGAGGGCUGCCGCUCGCUCAGGCAAAACAGCGCCAUCUGUCCUGCUGUGGUAACUUUCAUUAAAGUAUUAUCUAGAUUUACA